AGUUUAGAGUUUGAAUUUUUUUAGGUUUUAUUCUGUUUUGUUGUUCUGCUAUAUUUUUUUAAAUCCCCCUUUGUUAAAGAAUGUAAUUAGCAAGUAAAUUACAGCAUUAGAAUCUCAAGUUGUGGAAUUAGUUGAUGAUAUCAUUGGAAUUUUGUGUUCAGAAUCUGUUUGGUGUCUGGGAAAAUAAAAGAAAAUUAUUAAAAAAAGAGAAAAAGAGCAACCUUUUUUCCAGAGUUGACUCCAACAUUGGACUCAAGAAAUAAACUUUAUUCACUCAGACUUUUGAACUUUAGUCUUUGUUAUAUGUUCCUUUUUCUUUUUAUAUAUUUCAUUCUUAAGAAGUUUCUAAUUUAUACUUACUUAAGCAUUAGAACCAAGAAAUGUGCUUCCUUUUUUGCCUUAGCUUCCUUUGCGACUCAAUAUAGUUUCCAUUUGAGAGCAAUUUGUUUUAUUUGUGUUUUCUUUUGCUCAAUUUUCAUCUUCGAUUCUCUAGAUGGUUGAUUGGAAAUUGGAAAAAGAAAAAAGAAGCUUGAAAAACCAACUAGUGGAGUUUGGGGCUCAUGGUGAUGUUAGUGGUGGUAUGGUACUGAACUCAGUCCAAGCGGAGGCUAGUAGCGUGGACAAUCAAAAUGAAACAGUAGAAAAUCCUGUCAAAGGAACUUUUCAACAGGGUCUGAAUGAAAAAAUGGAUCGAACUUCUUCAGGAAGCGAUGACAUCCCAGAGGGUAUUCCAGCUGAUGAACCUUAUGUGGGUCAGGAAUUUGAAUCUGAGCCAGCUGCACAUGCUUUUUAUAAUACAUAUGCCACAAGGGUGGGAUUCAUCAUUCGUGUAAGCAAACUUUCCCGUUCAAGGCGUGAUGGAUCUGCUAUUGGUAGGGCACUUGUUUGUAACAAAGAAGGUUUUAGAAUGCCUGACAAACGAGAAAAAAUUGUGAGGCAAAGGGCAGAGACGAGGGUUGGAUGCAGGGCAAUGGUUUUGGUGAGGAAAGUAAGCUCCGGUAAAUGGGUUGUCACAAAAUAUGUGAAAGAGCACACUCAUCCUCUGGCACCUGGAAAAGGUCGGAGGGGUUGCAUUUAUGAUCAAUACCCGAAUGAACAUAAUAAAAUCCGAGAAUUAACACAGCAGCUGACCAUUGAAAAAAGGAGAGUUGCAACCUAUAAAAGACAUCUAGAAUUGAUUUUUGAGCAAAUUGAGGAGCACAAUGAGAGUCUGUCGAAGAAGAUACGACGCAUAGUAGACAGUGUGCAGGAAAUGGAAAACAACAAGCAGCAGAGCCGUGUAUAGUUCCCAGAUAGCUUUUCAUACAUUGUUGAAAUAUAUAUAGGACCAAAACCUGGUAUAUAGUUAUGAUGUUGGAUAUAGACCAGUGUUUUUUAUGAUUUGGUUUGUUUAGAAAAAUCACAUCCUGAUAUUGUUCUAGGUGUUUGUUAGAAUCUAGUCAGGUCUGUUGCCAAUUUAUUGGAAUGCCUUUGUAUAAUUAUGCUUUCAAAUUUGAACUACAUGGAGUAGGAUAGAUUAUUAGGUCAGUCAUUGUACAGUGUUGGGGCCAGCCUUGAGCUGUCUGUGUGAAAUGUGUGAAGAUAAUUGGCAUUGGGAGUGUUAAUUUAGGUGGUUAAAUUAUUCCAUUUAAGUUUUUUGUACUUCUAUUUGGUAAUUUUUUUUGUAUUCGAACUUUGAAACUUGAGUAUUGAAAUUAAGAGUCCAACAUUUUAUCAAUAAAUCUAGGAUAAUUUUGUUUUUUGGGUAAAUGUUUUCUUGCAAUUUGAUUAAACUUUGUCAGUCUUUGUACAGCAUUCAAAUGAUUUUAUUUGUAUUCAGAUAAAUUUUAUAUUAAGACUUUUGGAUACUGUUGUAAUUUGCAGUUCUUUUUCCUACCAUGAUUUUGGCCCUGCAAAUGCGUUUAAGCUUUGCUUGAGAGGAAUGAUAAAAAGGGGUAAGAUUGGUUAAAAUAGACAAGAAAUUAUUAAAAGUUUCGGUAUGCAAAUGAUAAAUUGCUCUUAAAAAUUGAGAAAAAUUAAAUAAAAGGCAGUUAAACUGUUAAGAGUUUAUGGAUUUU
Durio zibethinus is the source of this 2057-nucleotide messenger RNA. The record is from RefSeq and is a predicted model, not a curated record. Lineage: Eukaryota; Viridiplantae; Streptophyta; Magnoliopsida; Malvales; Malvaceae.